Leptopilina heterotoma is the source of this 2317-nucleotide messenger RNA. Its product is annotated as vicilin-like seed storage protein At2g18540. Bases 255 to 2033 code for a protein of 592 amino acids. The record is from RefSeq and is a predicted model, not a curated record. Lineage: Eukaryota; Metazoa; Arthropoda; Insecta; Hymenoptera; Figitidae. The transcript has 13 exons.
CGUCUCUGACGCAAUUUUAACGUCGCGUUAUACAUGGUGGGAGGCGUCGCGACGCUUAAGCGAUCCCAGGAUCCAAAUCUUCAAAAAACUCAGAAUCGUACGAACUUCCAUCGCGGCCGCAUUAAAAUUUUAAUUUUCAAAAAAAAAAAAAGAAGCAUAAAGGCCCAACUAACAAAAGUUAACAAACGAAAUUAAAAUACGAAUUAAUUAGAAAAACCUUUUUUUUUUAAUCAAAUUUCUUAAGUGAAACGAAAAUGGUUUACGAGAGCGAUUUCUACACGACCCGACGACCCUACACGCGACCAAUCGUGUCUUCUUACAGCGUCACGACCCCCUACAUCAUCCCCAUCUCUUCUAAUAUUCAGGUGAGGACAAUACCUUACUUGCCAUAUGUGGCUCAUAAGAGGCUCGUCACCAUUAUUCACACACCUGCUCAUUCUUAUUAUACUGGAUCUCCAUUAUCUCCUGUAACUGUGAGAGUAAAUUCGCGAGUAAGGCCCAGUAUCCUUGCAGCAGAACUCAACAGGAUACGCGAUCGACAGAGGCCAUCUUCUGUAUCGUACACUGAAAAAUAUCUUAACUCCAGGCCAAACAUUGAAUUCGACGAUGAAGCCAGAGAAAUUAGAGCGCGAGCUGAUGCACUCCUUCGUAGAAUUCACGUCUUCGUUCCAAAACCAUCGCCCAGACGAUUUUUUUUCGUUUAUUUUCCAUCGACACGCAGCGACUACAUUGACGAAAAUUUAAGGAGUGAUUAUAUUAGACGUCUUUUAAAUACGAGGGAACACAUCAGAAAGGAUCUUGAAUAUCUUAAUCUUUGGUAUCAAACGCCAGAAUGCCGUAAUUUGGGAGAAGGACAUUUGGCAUGUGUGCGAUACGUUGGAGGAAGACCACAAUCAAAAAGAAGGCCCUAUUAUAAACUUGCCGAUUUAACGGCAACCGAUGUUAGAAAUGAUGUCAAUUUUCUCAGCUACUAUCGCAAAAAUCGUCUGGCUGCAGACAAAUCUUUGCCCGAAGUACCGAUGACCGAAAGGGAAUUAAGAAAGGCUCGAGCCUUAGAAACCGAAUGGUCAAUUGCCCAGAAGGAAAAAGAAACGGCGAGAAUUGAAGAAAUUAGACCAGAAGAAGAAGAAGAAGAGGAGAUUGAACCUGUUCGUGAGAAAGUCAAGGAGAAAAAGGAAAAGAAGGAAAAAAAAGAUAAAAAACGAAAGGAAGAGGAAGCUGAAAUUGAAGAUGAAGAAGGUCGAAAGAAGGCGGAGGAAGAAGCAAUUAAAAGAGCCGAGGCAUUUUUGGCAAAGCGAAUCGAAGAAGCCAGAAUACAAGAAGAGAAGAGACUGAAAAUAGAGGCGGAACAGAAGAGAUUGGAGGACGCUGCAGAAGCUGCGAGAUUGGCUUUGAUAAAAGCUGAGGAGGAAGCUCGUUUGGCCGAAAUUGCCGAACAAGAGAGAUUAGAAGCUUUAAGAAGAGCCGAAGAGGAACGAAUGGAAGAAGCUCGUUUGGAAGCCGAGAGAUUAAUAGAGGCGGAAAGGAAAGCAGUUCAGGAACGACUGCGUCUGGAGGAAGAGAUGCGCAAAGCUGCUGAAAGAAGAGCCGAAGAAGAGAGAAUGUAUAGAGACGCUGUGGAGGCGGCAGCUGAAGAUGAAGAGGAACGUCUCGCUAAGGAAUUGGCUGAGGAAAAUCGCAAUCGACGACAGGAUGAUGAAGAAAGAUUGGUUGCUGUUACAAACGCUGUACCAAGUUUAGACGAAGUUAAAGAAUACGACGAUCGCACUGAAGACAGUUAUGCUCAUCGCAAUCUUUCCGAUCAUGAGAAAGAAGAAAAUCCCGACGAUCCAACUGUCGAAGACAAUACUCAGGUUGAAGAGGAAGGAGAAGAAGAUAUUGAACACGAUGGCUCAGAACCAAUAGUCGAUGACUUCCAAGGACCAGAAAGUCAUCACGAAAUGGUUGAGACGAUAGAAGAUUCACCACAAAUAGAAGAAGUUUUUUCCACUCGUCAAGAAUCUGUCGAGGAACAAGAAGACGAAGACGCAUAAAUUUACAUCUCCCCCAAAAUUCGUAUUUAAAAAUCUCAUUCAUAAUCUAAUUCCUCUCGUGGAAUAAUCAUAAAAGAAAAAUUUGAUAAUUAGAAAAUACAUUUACGAAUCAAAAAUAAUAAUCACACAGUAAAAAAAAAUAGAAUUUAGUUACAAAUUUAGCAAAAAGAAAAAUUUUUUUUAAAUCAGAAAUUAAAUUAUAUUUUUUUCUAGAUCAUUAUUUAUUUUCUUGAACAAGAAAUAAUAUACAUAUAAUAUAUUUUCUGAAAAUCGUGAAAAGUAUU